UUCAUGAUUUACGAUAAGGAAUUUUGGAGCAAAUUCACUUUAACAUUCAAAACUACUAGGCUAGUUAUUGUCACUUGUAAUGUGUAGUUGAUUGAAGGUGAAGUUAUAAAUCCAUAGUCUUUAGUUGGUCAAUAUCAAUCCCUUAAUAAUGGCUUUGCAAUCAAAUCUUUAUCAGAUAUCAAACCAAAAUGAAACAUCGUCAGGGACUUGUCUUACAAAGAAAACGAUAGCGUUCGUUGGUAUUGGGGUUUUAGUGGCUACAGCUAUAUGCAUCAGUGUUAUUGUUGCUGUUAGUGUCACAAGUGCUAAGUCAUCAUCACCGAAGACCCCUUUAGCUUUAAGUGCAUACAUCGAGAAGAUGAAUUUGAUUAAAGAUGAAAUUAAAUGGGUUGGUUAUAGUUCUGACAACUUUUCACUGACUGAUGCUUUAGCUGGCGGCACUGGAUCCAAUGGAAAGAGUGUUUACGUCUGUCGAGCUAAGCAUUUAUCUAAUAAUAAAAGAGACUAUGAAGUGAUUCCUGGAACUUUUGAUCCCACAAAUGGUUUAUGUGCAGUUCCAUACGGUGAAAAAGCUAAUGACCAUCCAGAGUUUGAGUUACUUGUUACAAAAAAUCCAUCUCGAUUAUUUUGGCAGGAGGAUUUGCAAGGUAAUUUAAAAAGUGGGGCCGUUUCUGGUGGUCAAACUGUAUAUAAUGAAGAGCUUUACGUUACCCGAUUUCAAUACAAUGGCUAUACAGUUCUGGGUAAAUUACAUUUAACUCAUAAUAAAGCUGCUAUUGGACCAGCAGAUGGAAUAGAGCUAUACCGAGAAACUUAUGAUCUUUUAUGUGUUGAUGAUUAUGCUCUGUAAAUGUUUUAAUUAAAAGUCCAACUUUUAUCACGAA
Tetranychus urticae (two-spotted spider mite) is the source of this 884-nucleotide messenger RNA. Its product is annotated as pfs47 receptor-like. The record is from RefSeq and is a predicted model, not a curated record. Lineage: Eukaryota; Metazoa; Arthropoda; Arachnida; Trombidiformes; Tetranychidae.